CCGCGAUUGCAUCGACUGUCAACGGUGGAGAGACAUGCGCCAUGGAGACGGAGGACAUUCUUAAGGGUUUUGCAGAUGGCAGCAAGGAAGGGAAUUCGGCACGAGGGAACAACGCACACUGUGCAGAGGUGCUUGCGACAAUAUGUGCACAUACUGCAAAGAUGAUGGGUGAUGGUAAUGAAACAGAGAAUGAUGCAGGAGGGAACACUUGUGAGACGGAAACGGUUGGGGAAGAGAGAGAGGAGGGAGAUCUGGGAAGCAGGGAAUCUCUGACAGGGUGUAUUGUCAGAGAUGAAAAUAUGGUGAAGACAUCAGCAGGAGAAGAGUACCCAUAUGACAUCAAUUGGGUGCCGGGUCGUGUUCAACCGGGUAUUGUUGGAGCACCCUGGUUUGCAUUCAAAGUCGAAGGGACAUGGGUUUCAUUUCCUGCCCCCAAAAAUAAUACAUGGCGAAACGUGACUCUGGCAAUCGUGUUUGACAGACUAUUAAGGUUGAACGUUAGGGCAACAACAGAGGUGAAAGCACAAUAUGCAAUGGACGUGUGGCGUGUUCUGGAGGCGCAAGGCGAGUUCAGGCUGAACGAUUUUUUGUACGACAAUUUUGAUUGUGGAAAGACAUGGGUGAUUGGCGGGAACGACGCAACAGGGAGUACGGCGUGCCACGAGAGCGAUGCGAGGAGGGAUCCUAGGUGGGGUUGGGUGCCAUGUGUGAUCCCGAUUCCAUGUGGCCGUGUGAGGAUGAUGAUGCGUGAUGCCAUGGGAAAUGUCUGGAGCACGCAUUAUAUGAAUGGCAACUUCUCCUUCAGUCACCUCGAGAGGGAGGUCUCAGAAGACGAGAAGAAGGCAAUGACAUGUAAUACCCACACUGCUAGCUGCUUUUUCCCGCCGCUUCGGAACCCUGUGGACUCGGAGGUCGUUGAAGGGAAAGUUUUCACUGGAUGUUUGCAUCCUGCAAUGGUUGAUGGCAAGGUGACGAUGGCAGCAAGACUGCAAUCAGGGCAUUGGCUCCCAUUGGGAUGGAUGCAUGCAGGCAUUGUGGAGCAUUGGMAGUUCCUAGUGGUUCUGGCACGUGUCUCAAUUUUCAAUGUGAAUGUAARGGAYCACGUCCUGGUGGUUGAACACGCAAAGCGGUGCUGGGAGAAGAUAAGGGAGGAGGAGYGUCAGAUGGUGUGUGCGGGUUAUGACUCCAUGGCUGACCAGGGGAUGUGGUCCAUGGUUGAGGGGAGUUGUACGGCCCAAGAGCACGACGACAGUGAGAACGGAUACAUGGCUCGCAUUCGCCGCAGGCACGGUUGCACGACCGUUCUUGGUUGGGUCCCGGACGUGGAGGCUGCUUUUGCAGAGGUAAUAAAGUAUGCAAAGAAGGGCGUCCACUACAACAGUGACAGCGAGUUGUCUUUGCUUCAGGAAAGGGUCCCGAGGUACUUCAUAGUCGCUGUGGAUAUGAGAUCCACAAUCGUGGCAAAUGGCGAGGGCUGUGUCAAAGCACGAACACUCUUGCAAUGCUUCAGAGAGUCACCACAUGUACGUGUGGACAACGAUGUGGAACAUAGUGCAUACAGUCUAAAAGGAGUGGUCCAGUGGAUCUGCAUCGAAGAGAUGUGCGAAGAAGGAGAYGUGGACAUGACAAUGYAGCAGACAGGGGGGACAUAUACAYCUGCGAACUUGGGCAAGUUGCUGGCCACUGUCGCACGGAAUGGGGGAAUGCUGGUUGAUGGGUCGAAGGACGAGUUGAAGAGCGGUGCUGCAGAAAUAUUGGUGUUGUCCAGAAUGAAGGACAUUACAYAAACAACGCCAGAAGACUUUCAAGAUUUUYCUGUCAUUGUCGUAGAUGGUGUGGAAUAUACUCUGUUGGAUCAACUUGUGGACUUCAUGAAAAAGAGUGACAACGACAGGAACGUCAUCCAUGAGRCGUUGCACGAAGUGACAGAGUUUGCACUSCAGGUGAAUCUCGUGAGCGAUGAGAGCGAGGACAUCGGGGCCCCCGAGAAUGUAGACGGCGAGGGCGGGACAUUUGAAGAGCAGCAACCGCAGCCUGUCAAAUUUUUUGACAGCUCUCGCAAGCUGGCGGCACUGAUUUUCUCCGUCAGGGGCGACGUCGAACCUCGGACGAUGUGCACAGCGCGGCCCGAGAGGAAGCAGAAGAGGAACACGACCAGUCCAUAUCAGAAAAGUCUGACGGGGAGGAGAACGAGGCAACAAGUGACGAGGGAGGUGACAGUAAAACUUCCGACGGACAUUCUCGCAACACUUACGACGCUGAUGACGAGGACGGCAGGAGCAGCGACAGCACAGCGCAGGACGAGGGCAGUGAAGGGGCAGGCGAAGACGACAGAAGCGCGAACGGAAGAGGGAGUUCCUCAUCUCCGGGAAGAAUGCGACGCACGAGGGAAGCCGAAAGUGGCGGCGAGGGAGGCGCAGCCGACGCGCCCUCCAUUGACAGACAACUAGUGAGGCACGACAACGCAGUUAAAAAAGAUAAACAAAAUGUGCUGAAGUUG
Chara braunii is the source of this 2500-nucleotide messenger RNA. NCBI's taxonomy places the organism in Eukaryota, Viridiplantae, Streptophyta, Charophyceae, Charales, Characeae. The record is from the annotation of a GenBank genome assembly.